AAAAUCGUGGCAUCCAAUAUUCCCUCACUUAGACUUUGACCUCAUCCCAACUACAACAAGGAGUAGCACAUGUUCAGCUUCUUCCUUUUCUUUUUUCCUCUAACUUUUGCGCUCCAACUAAAAUUAAAAUAAAUAAAUCAACAAAAUCUUGCAAACUUUCUCUCUCAUCAAAUCUGGGAAUUUUACUCUGCUAAUUUUUUCUUAGCCGCCAUUUUUGUCAAAUUUUCUCUUACACGAAACCCUAAAUUCUGCACUUUUUUGGAUUGUCGGUGAUCUCCGAGGUUGCAGCAAUGACGGAUUCAAUCAGGUAUCUCCUUCAUUAGCAGGUGAAAUGGUUUUCAAGCUUUACAAACCAAAGGAUGAUUUGGACUAUUUGAAUUUUUAUAUUAUCUGCAAUGCAACUAGCUUCGAAUGGCAGUCGCGGAGAAGAUGAUUCAGAAACAGAACCUAUCUUGUCGGAGUCCCAUUUAGUUGAAGAAUCUCACGAAACUACCCUUUGUGAAAUCAGAACUGUUGAUUGCGAUACUUCUGCUGUGACAGAUGUUGAAGCUGAUGAAAACUGCAGUCUAGUGAAUCCAGAGCAACCACAAUGCCGGAUAUGCCUUGAAAUUGAAGGAGAAGAUUUAAUUGCUCCAUGUCAUUGCAAAGGCACUCAGAAAUAUGUCCAUAGAUCAUGUCUUGACAACUGGAGGUCCACAAAGGAGGGCUUUGCUUUUGCUCAUUGUACAGAAUGCCGGGCAAAUUUCUUACUGCGAGCAAAUGUCCCAUCGGAUCGCUGGUGGUUGAGAUUAAAGUUUCAGUUCCUUGUUGCAAGAGAUCAUGCACUCAUUUUUAUAGUUGUUCAGAUGAUUGUGGCAGUGUUAGGCAUUUUAGUUUACAAAUUCUAUGGCGAAGAACUACGUGAAAUGUUUGGCUAUCAAGAACACCCAUAUGCAUUUUAUAUCAUGGCUGUUUUGUCUAUUAUACUCGUUGGCUUGCUUUAUGGCUUCUUCAUAGCGAUAAUAUGUGGACAGAGGAUCAGUGAGCGCCACUAUCAUGUUCUUGCAAAGCAAGAGUUGACAAAGGAGUACAUAGUGGAAGACCGUGAAAGUAAAGAUGUUCCUGAACUUGACCCUAGCCACAUAUCAGAGCUGAGAAUGUUGGGCCUCUACUGAAACAAUCAAAUAGACUUUCCUUGGCAUUCUUGUAGGUCCCACCUUGGCUCUGUUACUGGAAUCCAAGAUAUGAAUUUGGAGGCAGCACAUGGGGGAACUUCUUUAGCAUAUAGAGCCAUAGAGGUGCAUAUAUACUCACAUACAUACCUUUUCUUAUACUCCGUGUGUGAUAGAGAUACAAUUUACAAAACUCUAAUCUGCUGUAAAGUUUGUAGGCAUUUGAUUUCUCUUGGGUUUUGGCCUUUGCCUACCAUUUUUACAUAACUGGACCUUGUGCAAUGAACGAGGUUAUCUUGAAAACCAGUCAGUUGAUUUCUCGUGUGAAAUUGUCGGAGCUGUAUAUAAUCUCUCAAUUGGGCUUAGCUUUCUAGGAGGAACCAUACGUGACUGUAAUAAAACAGGGCAGAUAUAGGAGACUCCUAGAUGGGUACAGGACUACAGGAUAGGUUCUGCAAGACUAGGUGCCCCUUGCAAUUUUAUGUAAAGAUUGCAUGCUGCCACAAUGUCAUUUUUCAGAUAUUUGAUGGAAGUGCAUUAACAUGAUCGUAUAGUCUUUUUACUCCUGGUAGUAAAAUCAUACUGCAAGCAUAUUUGAUCUUGCCCUUGUGACAUGUAAACUUUUGUUAGUUGAGAGCUGAUGUAAAAGUUGGUCAUAACUUCUUGCAAGGUUUCUGUAAGCUAAA
This is a messenger RNA of Chenopodium quinoa (quinoa), 1837 nucleotides long. RefSeq names its product E3 ubiquitin-protein ligase MARCH8-like. NCBI's taxonomy places the organism in Eukaryota, Viridiplantae, Streptophyta, Magnoliopsida, Caryophyllales, Amaranthaceae. Bases 396 to 1154 code for a protein of 252 amino acids. The transcript is spliced from 8 exons. The record is from RefSeq and is a predicted model, not a curated record. Gene Ontology annotation, molecular function: zinc ion binding.